Carcharodon carcharias (great white shark) is the source of this 5062-nucleotide messenger RNA. It is a transcript of the gene topbp1, whose product is annotated as DNA topoisomerase II binding protein 1. Gene Ontology annotation, biological process: mitotic DNA replication checkpoint signaling; mitotic G2 DNA damage checkpoint signaling; DNA replication initiation. Bases 220 to 4725 code for a protein of 1501 amino acids. The record is from RefSeq and is a predicted model, not a curated record. Lineage: Eukaryota; Metazoa; Chordata; Chondrichthyes; Lamniformes; Lamnidae. The transcript has 28 exons.
CCUGUGAGAGAGAGAGAGAGCCCGAGCCCGAGCCCGAGCCCGAGGUGAGGGAUCCGCGGGGCCGGUGAAACCCGAGCAAGAGGGCCUGAGGGGGGGGAGAGAGAGAGAGAGAGAGCGAGAGCGAGAGCGAGCCGGGGCCUGUGAUCCUGUCGCCCGAGGUCCCGCUUUGAUGCCGCCUUUGCUGGACCGAGUUUCCAGCAGCCGCUGCAGAUUGUGAAAAUGCCAAACUCUGCAAAGCCAGAACCUUUUCUUGUAAAAUUUAUAAAAACAAAAGAGAAAGAUUCGGAAUAUUUCACAAAAGCUUAUAAGCUUUUUUCUGAUUUUCAGGCUAUUAAAGAAUUUAAAUCGGAGGAAUUUCUGCAGAUGGUACAUGAAGAUGAAGUGUUCAGUUUAAAAGUAAAAGACAGCUCACUUUAUAUAUGUGACCCCUUUGAGGGGGAGGCUUACAAUCAUCUGGAAAAGCUUGGCUGUAGGAUUGUUGGCCCACAAGUGGUUGUAUAUUGUCUUCAGCAACAACAGAGUGUACCUGAAGCUGUACGUCCUGUCUACAGUAUGAUCAUGGCUGAUGUGGUGAUUUCAUGCACCAGCUUGGAGAAGAAAACCAGGGAUGAAGUACAUAAACAAGUACAGCUGAUGGGUGGUAGGAUCCUUCGAGACUUCAACAUUUCAGUAACUCAUCUGAUAGCUGGAGAGGUUGGAAGCAAGAAGUAUUUAGUGGCUGCCAGUCUGAAAAAAAUUAUUUUACUUCCAUCCUGGGUUAAGGCAUGCUGGGAGAAAGCUCAAAAGAGCAUGAUUAACCUUACAGAUGUGAAUAUGGAGGAGCACCUCUGUCCUCCAUUCCUUGGCUGCACAAUCUGUGUGACUGGGCUAAGUAGCCAAGACAGACAGGAAGUGCAGCGACUUACCUUGGAGAAUGGGGGCCGGUAUACAGGGCAGCUGAAGAUGAAUGAUUGCACGCAUCUUAUUGUGCAAGAAGCUAAAGGACAGAAGUAUGAAUGUGCAAAAAAGUGGAAUGUAUAUUGUGUGUCUAUCCAAUGGUUCUUUGACUCUAUCAAGCAUGGUGCUUGUCAAGAUGAAAGCAAUUACAAAGUUGAAUCUGGAACCAAAUCUACAGAGGUGGCUCCAAGCACUUCAACUCCUACAAACAUUGGGAAUGCACUGAGCUCCCGACCUCUAUCAGAUGUAAGUCAUAUUUCCAAUAUUAGCACGAGCUGCAUAAAUGAAUCUGUGUUCUCUUCUGCCAUAAUUGCGAAUCCUGAUGACCAUCUUGAAGGACUAGAUCUCAGUCUUUCUGAAGUUCCUGAGGAUUUGCUAGAUGGAUGUAAAAUCUGUUUGUCUGGAUUUAGUGGCAAGAAGUUGGAUAAAUUAAGACGGAUGAUUAACUUUGGAGGUGGUGUUCGAUUUAAUCAAGUCUGUGAGGAUGUUACUCAUGUAAUCAUGGGAGAAGAGGAUAAGGAUCUAAAACAAUGUUUAAACAAAAUAUCAAACAGGCCAUAUGUGGUUACAACAAAAUGGUUAGUAGACUGCUUUUCCAAGAAGUGCCUUCUUCCUGCGGAGCAGUAUUUCCAUCCAAGUUAUCAACCUGAUGUUACAAUACCAGAAUGUUCCAGCAACCAGGCUCAUUUGACUUUAAAUGGCAGUAAAACAUUAAGAACAGCCACAGUCAGUCCAGGCAGACAACAGCAAGCAGAUGAUGAUCUCCUAUUACAGUACCUCGAGAGCGACAAAACUGUAGUUAGACCUGAAAAUCAUGAAAAAACAGAAAGCAACUUCAAUGACACUCUCCACAAAACCAUGCUGGAAAAAAGUCAGUCAGCAAACGCCUCCAUGUACCAAACAGAAUCAUGUGCUGAGGAGGGAAUGUUUUGGAAAAAGCGGUUUCUAAUAUUUGGCUUUACUAAUGAAGAUGAAACCUAUAUGGCUGAAUUAAUUCAGGACAAUGGUGGGAAAGUGCUUCGACCCCACAGUCGGGCUGUUGCAGACUAUGCUGUUGUGCCUCUAUUGGGUACCUAUGUGGAUGCAACUGUAGCAGAAGUGGUUACGAACACGUGGCUGGCGAUGUGCAUUGAUCAGGAGUGUGUACUGGCUUCACAGUCCAAUGUCUUAUUUACUCCUAUAUCCAUUGUGGAAGGAAGCACACCACUGACUGACUGUGUAUUGUCUGUUAGCCAGUUUACUGGGGUCGAAAGAGAUGCACUACAUAACAUAGCAGAACUACUUGGAGCAAGAGUGCAGGAGUUUUUCGUUCGGAAAGCAAAUUUGAAGAAAGGCAUGCUUGCCAGCACCCAUUUGGUCCUCAAGGAACCACAAGGCUCCAAGUACGAAGCUGCAAAAAAAUGGAAUUUACCAGCUGUGACUGUCGCUUGGUUAUUUGAGACUGCUCGAUCAGGGAAAAGGGCUGAUGAAAACAAAUUCUUCAUAGAAAAUGCUAUCAUUGAUGUUGCUGAAGUGAAUCAGAGUGCCAAGGUCACAGAUCCUCACAAAGUGCCGGAACAGACGUCUGAGUAUCCCUCAUCCAGACUAAGAAACAUGCAGAAUAGUGCUGUGACUCCACUAGACAUCAAGCGGUUCCAGAGUAAAGCCUUCCAGUUGGUCUUAUCUCAGCAACAUAAAACUGACACAACAGGAACAGGGGCAGGAGUAGGAGUACCCAUUCAACAGAAAGAAGCCAAAUUGCUACUUGAUACACCUUCAAAAUUCUUGUGCAAGGACAAGCUCUUCAAGCCAUCAUUUGAUGUUCAGGAUGCAUUGGCAGUUCUGGAAACUCCAAAGAAUCCAGAUCAACGUAGCAGAAAGCUGAGUACCCCAUUAUCAGAAGUCAUUGGCCGAAAUCUAAAAGUAGCUCUAGCUAAUAGUACACGGAAUAUGGCGGUGCCAUCAACAGCCAGUCCACAGCUCCAUGUGCCUAAACCAGCAACGGUCGAAACUAAAGUCCUGGCAGAUGUAGUAAUUUGUGUGAGUAAAAAACUUGGCAAGAAGCAGGGGGAUUUGAAUGCAAUUGCAGCCUCCCUUGGAGCAGAUUACAGGUGGAGUUAUGAUGAAACGGUAACCCAUUUCAUCUAUCAGGGUCGGCAAAAUGACAGCAAUCGGGAAUACAAGUCUGUCAAAGAAAAAGGCAUUCACAUUGUCUCUGAAUACUGGCUAUUUGCAUGUGCUGAUGAACAAAAAAAGGUGCCUGAAUCCCUCUACCCUCACACGUAUAAUCCAAAUAUGAGCCUGGAUAUCAGUGCGGUUCAAGAUACCAGAGUGUCCACUCGCAUGUGCCCUUCCGAAGCAAGACACAGAGAUGAUCAGACUUAUGCUGUGGCUGAAGAACUGGAGAGUGAAAAUGAUGAACAGCUGAAAGGUGAAAAAACUCUCCAGGAGGAACAAAAUGAAGGCUGUGCAGAUUUGACAGAAACUUCUGAAAUGAGAGAGAAUUUUCAGCGUCAGUUACAGGAAAUAAUGUCUGCUACAAGAUUGGAGAGGUCAGCAGGGCACCGUGGAGGCAUUUCAAGAGGAGCGCUGGAAUACUCCCCGUCAUCAGCUGAUGGCACUGUUCGUUCAGGACGUAGCAGAGCACUGGAAUCCCUCAGGCGCUCACAUUCAACGACUACGGACAUCAAUACAGAGCCAUCACAGAAUGAGCAGAUUAUUUGGGAUGAUCCAACAGCAAGGGAAGAGCGAGCCAAGUUGGCCAACAACCUGCAGUGGCCAGGCAGCCCCUCUCAGUACUCUGAACAGUUUCAGAAAAAUACAGAGCAAGUGGAGGAAAGAAAUGCAAAACACAAAGACUCUUUAACUGAUUCAGAAAUCGCUGCAAUAGAAAUUCCACAUUGUCUUGCUGUAACAAAUGGUGACGUUCCAGUGAAAGAUGACCACCUCACCCCGACACCUCAGGCUCCCAGUAUAGCAUUUCCACUGGCAAAACCUCCUGUGGCACCACAGCCUAAAGAACAGGUUUCUGUUGGUGAGAAUAAUGCUAAAGAAACCCACAUUCAGCGCAGAUUCCAGUUAUCCUCACUGAACCCUCAGGAGCGGAUUGAUUACUGCCAUCUUAUUGAGGAGUUAGGUGCAGUAGUUCUAGACAGACAGUGCUUUGACCCUUCCUGUACACACAUCAUUGUUGGGCAGCCAUUGCGUAAUGAAAAAUACUUGGCUUCCAUGGCAGCUGGAAAAUGGGUUCUUCAUCGGUCCUAUCUGGAGGCCUGCAGAACUGCUGCCAAAUUUAUCCAGGAGGAAAACUAUGAAUGGGGUAGCAGUUUUAUCUUGGACGUGUUGCCUGGGAUUAGUAUACAACAGAAGAAACUUGCAGUGGCAGCCAUGAGAUGGAGGAAGAACCUGGAGGUGAUAAGACAAAAGGAUGCUAGUGCUGAGAUUGGUGCAUUUACUGGUUGGAAAGUUAUUUUAAAUUUUGAUCAUGCCAAGGAGGCAGGUUUCAGGCGACUUCUACUUUCAGGUGGAGCCAAGGUACUUCCCAGUCAUUUGCUACUUGAAUACAAAGAAGCCACUCAUCUGUUUGCUGACUUCAACAAACUAAAACCAGAGGACCCAAGAGUGAACGUGGCUGAAGCUGUUAAACAUAAUGUGUUAUGUCUCAAGCCUGAAUAUAUUGCAGACUAUCUCAUACAGGAGCACCCUCCUCCGAUUGAGAAUUACUAUCUUACUGACGAGCCUGGGAUGGGAACUCGCAAACGGAAACCAUCUGGAGAUAAUUCUGAUCCAAGAAAGUGUAGAAAGAAUUGAGGUUUCUUGAAGUUUGUAUUUCCAUUUUCUAAUAAAUGCCACUAAUAUUGCUCAGCCACAAGAAAUCAUCGUCUGAGAAAGGAUAGAAAUGCUCCCACAUUUCUAUGAUAAAUUCAGUGUAUUUGUCAUUGGGGUGUUCAGCUACUAAAUAGCGUCAACCUGGUUAUAAAAUCAGCUAUCUUAUUUUCAGCACUGUAAGUUUGGCCAAUUGAAACAUAAAACACAGAAAGAUCUUUUUUUAAAUAUUUGUCAAGCCUCUUGGGCUUGACAUAAAAGCAGAAGAUAAAUAGUCAACUACCUUUUUUGAUUGUAUUUUAAAUAAAUCUAUUUGCUUAGA